This is a messenger RNA of Arabidopsis lyrata subsp. lyrata, 752 nucleotides long. RefSeq names its product glyoxylate/hydroxypyruvate reductase HPR3. Gene Ontology annotation, cellular component: cytosol. The transcript has a single exon. The record is from RefSeq and is a predicted model, not a curated record. NCBI's taxonomy places the organism in Eukaryota, Viridiplantae, Streptophyta, Magnoliopsida, Brassicales, Brassicaceae. Gene Ontology annotation, molecular function: hydroxypyruvate reductase [NAD(P)H] activity; NAD binding; glyoxylate reductase (NADPH) activity. Bases 178 to 576 code for a protein of 132 amino acids.
GUGGACAAGAAGAAAGAAACAGUUACAAUCUAAAUCCAAGACUCAGAUCCUCAUGACCAAUCUAAAGCAGAACCAAAACUUGUUCACUUUUUGAUCUUUGUGGUGACCAGAAAAAAUUUGUUGGAACAAAAAAAGAAAAAACGUGAAAUAAUUUUGAAAACAGUGUUUUAAUAAAUAAUGCGACAUAGAACGAUCUCACGCCAAGCAACGAUGACGACGAGCUCUUCCACCGAGAAUCUUCCACGUGUCCUCAUCGUCAAACGUCCCGCCGCCAUGGAUGUGUUCGGCGACAGAUUCGUGGCCUCCACCAAGUUUGAGAUCUUGAAAGCCUUCGAGUUUCCGCUUCCUCUCCCUGAAUUCUUGGCCAAUCACUCUGACUCCGUCUCCGCCGUUAUAGCCCCUGUAGCUGCUCCCGUCACAGCCGAUCUGAUUCGCCUCCUCCCGAAUCUUCGCUUGGUUGGUACUACCAGCGCCGGUGUUGACCACGUCGACUUAGUUGAGUGUCUUCAUCGAGGCAUCUCCGUCGCCAACGCAGGCUCAAGCUUCUCCGAAGAUGUCGUCAUCGGAAAAAAAUAAUUUUAAGAAGGAGAAAAGUACACUAUAACACUUUUUGUUUCUCUGAUUUUAACAUCUAAUCCCAAAUUCUUCAUUGACUAUGUAAAAUCAAAAGCUCUGUUUAUUUGAUUUUAGAUCUAAGAAGAAGAGAGAAAUAAGGAUGACGAUGGUUGCAUAUAUAUAGGUUUUAUUUUUCA